Molecule: messenger RNA, 1360 nt
Organism: Xenia sp. Carnegie-2017
Lineage: Eukaryota; Metazoa; Cnidaria; Anthozoa; Malacalcyonacea; Xeniidae
Product: cysteine-rich and transmembrane domain-containing protein B-like
Exons: 4
Coding region: 124-648 (174 amino acids)
Cellular component (GO): membrane
Source: RefSeq, a predicted model, not a curated record
CUCGUAGUAAACACAUGUGUAUAUAAAAAUUUCAAUUGUAUUGUUUGCUAUUCAACCACGCACUGCCUCUUACGAAGACAAGUUCAAAGCCAAAGAAACAGCGUUCUGUUUGUUGAUUUAAAGAUGGAGCAACCCCCUCCUUACUCCAAUCAAAAAGAAAACCCAGCCCCCCAUCCUCCUCAACAACAGGAACCUCUUCUGGGUGAACACACUGAAAAACACCCACCUCAAGGUUAUCCCCCUCAAGGUUACCCACCUCAAAGUUAUCCCCCUCAAGGCUAUCCAGCUCAAGGUUACCCUCCUCAAGGUUAUCCACUUCAACAACUAGCAGGGAUGACGCAAGAACAGCAGAAUACAACAGUUCUAGUGCAAAAACAACCUCAGACUGCAACAGUAGUAAAAACACUUCCAAUCCUCAAUGACUACAUGGGACUGUCCGUUUUUGCAUGUCUGUUUUGCUGUUGGCCAGUUGGUAUUUUUGCCAUCAUCAAGUCAAGAGAAUCAAGAAAUCAUUAUAAUGCUGGUUACUAUGAUGAAGCCAUGAGGUCAUCAAUAACCGCAAGAAAUCUGGCUGUCAUAGCUAUAAUCUGUGGAAUAAUACUUGUUCCUUUCAUGAUAGUUCUGAGAGUCGCAGUUAUCAAAGAAUGAAGUAGUUAAUGAUUUAUAUACACAAUUGUCAACUUGGAUGAUCAUAAGAACGUUUUUAUUGUGUUCAGAAGUACUUUGUGCAAUAACUUUAGGGUAAAAAAACUAUUUAAUCAUUGACGUAUCUAGGGUAGGUCAAAAUACAUUUAUAAAAGCUCAUUUUAAAUACAAAAGACUUUUUAAAUGCCCGUUCACAUGAUCCGAUUUGUCUGAUCCCAAAAAAACGGAUCGUGUGAACAUGUUUAAAGUGAGCAGCCGAAAGUCGGAUCCGUCAGUCUCAAAAAUCGGAUGGAAAUAGAAGUUGCUCUAUUUUCAUCAGACAACAUCAAAAGAAGUCGACUAAGCUAAAGCUUUUUACUCUUUACACUUCCCAAAUUUGAGCUAACGCGAGAAAUUAGAUUUGAAAAAGACUUGAAAACAAGUAUAAAAAUAAGCAAAUGUAUCGAUAAAUGUACUGGAUAACACAAAUUGCUGCUUUCAAGACAAAUAUCUGAACGAAUAUAAAUGUCAACUAAACCAUUGGAUCGUCUGAACAAGCAACCAAAAGUUGGAACCGAAACGGUCGGAUCCGAAAUAGUUAAUAUUAAAAUACUCACAAUAGUAUUCGCUCGAAAGUAUUUUAAAAUGAAAAUAUAUUUUCAGUAAUGUAUUCUGACCGCCACUGGAUCCGCUACAGGAUGCCUGAGUUCAUGUUAAAAAAUGACUCUGUUGUAAA